Jatropha curcas is the source of this 1677-nucleotide messenger RNA. The record is from RefSeq and is a predicted model, not a curated record. NCBI's taxonomy places the organism in Eukaryota, Viridiplantae, Streptophyta, Magnoliopsida, Malpighiales, Euphorbiaceae.
AUAAAUGCAUAUCGCCAUGUCAAGAUCACCUAUCUGCAGAGCUGUGUCUUUCUACUUGAUUACUAACUUGGUGUUCGUUUUCUGCCUAGUUAAUGGCACCACCUGCGCCCAUUUUCAAGGUUCAGAGGUGUGAACCGGAACUAAUCACACCUUCAAAGCCUACCCCUCACGAGUUCAAGCCAUUAUCGGACAUUGAUGAUCAAGAAGGUCUUCGAUUCCAUAUCCCAGUCAUACAAAUUUAUCGUCAUGACCCCUCAGUGGAAGGGAAAGACCCUGUUCAGGUUAUUAGAAAUGCUAUUGCUAAAGCUCUUGUUUUUUACUAUCCAUUCGCUGGCAGGAUUAGAGAAGGGCCUAACCGUAAGCUCAUUAUGGAUUGCAAUGGUGAAGGUGUUUUAUUUAUUGAAGCUGAUGCCAAUGUCAGUCUUGAUCAGUCCGGCGAUGCUCUUCAACCUCCAUGUCCUUUCUUGGAUGAGCUCCUUUUUGAUGUGCCUGGCUCUAGUCGGAUACUAAAUUGCCCUGUCAUACUGAUUCAGGUCACACGCUUUAAAUGUGGCGGUUUCACAUUUGCUAUCCGUCUCAAUCAUACCAUGAGUGAUGCUUUUGGUCUAGCUCAGUUCUUGUCAGCCAUAGCCGAGAUGGCGCGUGGAAGACAAUCCCCUUCUAUUUUCCCAGUAUGGGAAAGACAUGUACUUGAUGCAAGAAACCCACCCCACGUGACCUGCAUCCACCGAGAAUAUGAUCACAUAGAAAAUGACCAAGGAAUUCCAUUUUCACUGGAUGACAUAGUUCAUAGAGCCAUUUUUAUUAGCCCUUCUGUGAUAUCUACUCUUCGCAGUAGAUAUAUUCCUCCUCAUCUUCCUCGUUGCACUGAUGUUGAAAUAUUAACUGCAUGUUUAUGGAAAUGUCGCACUAUUGCGCUUCAGCCAGACGCCGGACAAGAAAUGCGAUUGAUGUUAAUUAACAAUGCGCGCAAGCUUAAUCCUCCUCUAUUACCAGAAGGGUAUUACGGUAACGGAUUUAUCCUGUCAACGGCGGUUGCGACUGCCGAAGAAAUUUCUAAGAAUCCAAUAGGUUAUGGACUGGAAUUGAUAAGAAAGGCUAAAAUGGAAUUCGAUAGAGAGUGUAUAAAAUCGGUGGCAGAUCUACUGGUGAUUAAAGGUAGGCCUCAUUUUGCUGUAGACGGUACCUACAUGGUGUCGGAUGUGAGAUAUGCAGGGUUUAAAGAAGUGGAUUUUGGAUGGGGCAAUGCAAUCUAUGGCGGGCCUGCAAAAGCCAUCCCUAUAUAUGCAAGCUUUUACGUACCGUUUGAACGUAAGAAAGGUGAAAAUGGAAUUGUAAUUCCAAUUUGUUUGCCAGCCCAAGCAAUGGAAAGAUUUGUGAAGGAGCUGAAGAAUUUGUUGGACGAUAACACAGUUAUUGACGUCAAUAGAUCCUCCCGUAUUAUAUCUGCUUUGUAGGUUAGGUGGUGGUGUUGUUAUUUGAAAUGGCCGUUUAGGCAAAUAAUUUCCAUAAUGGACUUUAUGAAGAAUAAAUGUAUUUACUUUAAGUUAAAUUGGUAUAGAUUUUAUAUUUGUAUAUCAUAGAAAAGUAAUUACAGCUAAGUAAUUGCUAUUACUUUACAUUUGUAUAUAAAUACUUUACAGUACAUUAAUGAAGUGCAAUCUGGAAAUUCUUCAA